CGGUGGUAGCUACGUUAGCCUUCAUCACGUCCGCCUGGGUUGCACAGAUUCUUUUUUGCUCAUCCGGUGACCAUUUAUCGAGAUUCCUUGAAAUGUCAUCAGAACUUUGCCCACCAUAUGCGCCAUUUUUCGGCUUUGCAGGUGUUGCCUCAGCUAUGAUUUUCAGCACGGUUGGUGCUGCGUUCGGAACAGCAAAGGCUGGAGUUGGUAUUGCAGGCCUGGGGACGUUCAAGCCUGAGCUGAUCAUGAAGUCACUGGUACCUGUGGUCAUGGCAGGAAUUAUUGCAGUGUAUGGGCUAGUGGUGUCGGUUCUCAUCGCAGGAAAUUUGUCCCCAUCGAACUACUCCCUAGCCGCGGGAUUCAUUCAUCUGGGAGCAGGCGUUUCUUGUGGAAUGACAGGCAUUGCUGCGGGCUAUGCUAUUGGUCUCGUCGGCGACUCGUGCGUCCGGGCAUAUGUACACGAGCAACGAGUAUUCGUGGCCAUGAUUCUCAUCCUGAUCUUUGCGGAGGUUCUGGGGCUUUACGGUCUCAUCGUUGCACUGUUGAUGAACACGAGGGUCUCUGGCCUUGCGAGUUGCGAAUGAUCACCCGUGCUUCAUUACAUACAUUUUGUGCUCUACAUAAAUACAGACUCCGAGUAGGAUCACAGACCACUUAUGGCUUGAACAACUCAGUGGAUGGUCAUUUUCACUCUCUGGAUCUACUGCGAGAUGAAGACUCUGAGCGAACUGAAGAUGAACCUCGCUGCUUUGGUCGCUUCCUACUGCGUUCUCUGGAAACUGAACGUGAGGCUUCUGAACUUGACGCAGAGCUGGCAGAUGAGCUAGACCCUGAAUCUGAUUCCGAGUCUGAACUAUCUGAGGAAGAGGACCUUGAAGACCUGUUUACAAUGGAUGAUCAGCUCACGC
Suillus clintonianus is the source of this 908-nucleotide messenger RNA. RefSeq lists its product as uncharacterized. Gene Ontology annotation, cellular component: proton-transporting V-type ATPase, V0 domain. The record is from RefSeq and is a predicted model, not a curated record. Gene Ontology annotation, molecular function: proton-transporting ATPase activity, rotational mechanism. Gene Ontology annotation, biological process: proton transmembrane transport. The transcript is spliced from 7 exons. The coding region runs from base 93 to 584 and encodes 163 amino acids. NCBI's taxonomy places the organism in Eukaryota, Fungi, Basidiomycota, Agaricomycetes, Boletales, Suillaceae.